Messenger RNA from Ilex paraguariensis (yerba mate), 1752 nucleotides. NCBI's taxonomy places the organism in Eukaryota, Viridiplantae, Streptophyta, Magnoliopsida, Aquifoliales, Aquifoliaceae. The record is from the annotation of a GenBank genome assembly.
AUGACCCAGAUCAAAGAAUUCGUUGCCGGAAUGUCAAACUCCGGCAAGCACAUUUCCAUCUCCAAGAAAAAGAAAAAACUCUUCUUAACUCUUUUUGCCUCUGUCCUAGUCGUUGUCAUGAUAAUCGCCGUUGUUGCCGGAGUAAAUUCACGAAGCCACCACUCCGACCACCAUAACAUUGUAAUCUCCCAAGCUCAUGCCAUUCUGAAGUCCUCCUGUAGCAGCACGCUAUACCCAGAAUUGUGCUUCUCUUCUCUUGCUUCAGUCCCCGGAAUGAGCAAGAAAGUUUCAAGCCCGAUGGACGUAAUCAAGCUGGCCUUAAACAUCACCAUCACCGCCGUCGAACACAAUUUCUUAACAGUAAAGAAGCUCACUAAGACAAAAAAUCUCACAAAGAGAGAGAAGACUGCUCUUCAUGACUGUCUCGAAACCAUUGACGAGACGCUUGAUGAGCUCCACAAGGUUGAAGACGACCUUCAUAUGUACCCUAAAAAGAAGUCUCUCACCCAACACGCCGAUGACCUCAAAACCCUCCUGAGCGCUGCAAUGACCAACCAAGAGACUUGCCUCGACGGCUUUUCGCACGAUAAAGCUGAUAAACGUGUGCGUGAAGUGUUGCUGAAGGGUGAAUCGAAAGUAGAAAAGUUGUGCAGUAAUGUAUUGGCCUUGAUAAAGAACUUGACGGACACCGAUAUUGCGAAUGAGAUGAAGUUGAAGGGGAGGAAGCUCACGGUGGAGGAGGAUACAGAUGGGUGGCCUAAGUGGUUAUCCGCCGGAGAUAGGAGGUUAUUGCAGUCUUCGUCGGUGACGCCGAACGUGGUUGUUGCGGCGGACGGCAGCGGCAACUAUAAGACUGUAUCGGCGGCAGUGGCCGCUGCGCCUGAGGGAAGUAGCCGGAGAUACGUGAUCAGAAUUAAGGCGGGUGUUUACAGGGAAAAUGUGGACGUGCCCAAGAAGAAGACCAACAUAAUGUUUUUGGGUGAUGGUAGAACUACCACCAUUAUUACGGCAAGUCGGAAUGUGGUUGAUGGCAGCACAACCUUCAACUCUGCUACCGUCGCUGUGGUGGGUGAAGGCUUCCUGGCGCGAGACAUAACCUUUCAAAACACAGCAGGCCCAUCAAAGCACCAAGCGGUGGCGCUUCGUGUUGGGGCAGACUUAUCAGCGUUCUAUCGCUGUGAUUUUCUAGCUUACCAAGACACUCUCUAUGUCCACUCCAAUCGCCAAUUCUUUGUGGGUUGCCUCGUAGCCGGUACUGUCGAUUUCAUCUUCGGCAAUUCCGGGGCUGUUUUACAAGACUGUGAUAUUCAUGCACGUCGUCCCAAUUCCGGCCAAAAGAACAUGGUGACAGCCCAAGGCCGAACUGACCCUAACCAGAACACUGGAAUCGUUAUUCAGAAAUGCAGGAUUGGAGCUACUUCUGAUUUAAAACCUGUCAUAAGCAGUUUUCCGACGUAUCUUGGCAGACCAUGGAAGGAAUAUUCUAGGACUGUUGUUAUGCAAUCGACAAUUUCUGAUGUGAUCAAUCCUGCUGGGUGGUACGAGUGGGAUGGAAAUUUUGCACUUGACACAUUGUUCUAUGCAGAGUACCAGAACACUGGAGCUGGUGCCAGCACCUCAAAGAGGGUAACCUGGAAAGGUUACAGGGUGCUUACUAGUGCAAGUCAGGCUCUACCAUUCAGUCCUGGAAACUUCAUUGCUGGUGGUAGUUGGUUGAGCUCCACUACCUUUCCAUUUUCUCUUGGUCUGUGA